AAAAUUUGCACACUGUUUAUUUUUGAGAGCUAAAAAUUUCUUUGGUAGGUAGACACUGCUGAGGAGAGAGAAGGAGACGAGAAUGAGUCGCAAAGCAGCCUCCUUGAAGUCCACUGCUGCUGCUGCUACGAAGAACAAAGAAGACGGCAAGGGAGGAGUAGUACCCAGAGUAACAGAAGCGGAUCUAUUAAGCAAAAAACCACAUAUUAGCCCGGAGGACGUGCUAAAAUUGGACAGAGCCACAGAGAGCUACCUUUGUCCACUGCAGGCGAAUAUUUAUGACAUAGAAUUCACUAGAUUUAAGCUACGGGAUCUUGACUCAAAUCAAGUUUUGUUUGAAGUUUCCAAGCCUCAGUCCAGUCCUGAUGACAAGUCUGAGAAAGAUGACGAAUCAAGAUUUGUCCGAUAUCACUUCCCAAUUCCUUUCCUUGAUCUCAAGACGCUUGGCGCAACUAUAGAGUUCACGGUUGGUGAUCGAGAGGUAAAAGAUUUCAGGAUGAUUGAAAGACACUUCUUUAGGGACAAAUGCUUGAAGAGUUUUGACUUCAAUUUCGGCUUCUGUAUGCCCACCAGCCGCAACACUUGUGAGCACAUUUAUGAAAUGCCAGUCCUACUCCAGUCAGAAAAGGAAGAACUAAUCUCUCAUCCUUAUGAAACGAAAUCUGACAGCUUCUACUUUGUCAAUGGUAAACUCGUCAUGCAUCACAGAGCUGAUUAUGCUUAUGUAUCGGCCAACGACUAAAGGAGGAGGGAAGUCAUCUUUAAAAAAUACACUGCCUGUCAUUAACAAUGUCAUUUUGUUUCCAUUUAAGACUCUCACUCUAUGUACUAAUGUGUAUAGAAAUAAUAACAAUAAUAAUUGUGUAUUAUAUUAUAAUAAUUGUGCAUGCUUCAAAAUAGUGUAUAAUGC
Messenger RNA from Amphimedon queenslandica, 910 nucleotides. Its product is annotated as protein unc-119 homolog B-like. The coding region runs from base 83 to 742 and encodes 219 amino acids. Gene Ontology annotation, biological process: nervous system development; cilium assembly; lipoprotein transport. Gene Ontology annotation, molecular function: lipid binding. The transcript is spliced from 4 exons. Lineage: Eukaryota; Metazoa; Porifera; Demospongiae; Haplosclerida; Niphatidae. Gene Ontology annotation, cellular component: cilium. The record is from RefSeq and is a predicted model, not a curated record.